Anthonomus grandis grandis is the source of this 2865-nucleotide messenger RNA. It is a transcript of the gene sens, whose product is annotated as zinc finger protein 75A-like. The coding region runs from base 286 to 1338 and encodes 350 amino acids. NCBI's taxonomy places the organism in Eukaryota, Metazoa, Arthropoda, Insecta, Coleoptera, Curculionidae. Gene Ontology annotation, cellular component: nucleus. The record is from RefSeq and is a predicted model, not a curated record. The transcript has 6 exons.
UUUCAGUCAGGUGUUAACUUUCAGGCAUGCUGGUGAGAUUGUUGGCCGGACUAGAGGUCCGUAGAUUUACGAGAAAAAACUUCAGUUAUUUACCGUGAUAAGACUGUCAAAUAUAUAAAUAAAUAUUUUUGAAUCUGUGCGGUAUUCGGGCCGAUAAGAAAGACACAGUUUUUAUUUUGGUUGUGGACUUACAGUAGAUGACCGGUUUUUGGAGUGAGUUUAGUGACUGAACUGAUUAUUUUGAGAAUUUCAGUUGGUGUCGUUUGAAUAUAUGCUAAAAGUGUAAUGCCGAGGAUAGAGAUGCUGCCUCACCACUUCGACUGCGCAAACUCAAACGACUCGCCCUCGCGCUCGCUCGCGUGCAGUCCGAUCGUAGCGGAGUCGAGUCGCAGUGCGAGUCCCGCGUCGCCGCACUCGACCGAUGUGCCCGUUUCGCGGCACAGCGCAUUUUCUCUAGUCUAUCCGAAGGAUCUUAGGGCCAAAGGAUACCUAAGCAGUGUGGGUGCAUUAAUGUACGCCAAUUCCUUAAACUCUCUAGUCCCCAGCCCGUAUCCCCCAUAUCUCUGGCAUCCUCUUCCCGGCCUAUUUUUACCAUACAGCCCCGCCCAAAGACCCGAAUCCCUUAGUCCCGAUCAGGCCACGCCCGUCGACGUGGGAUGUACACCAGAAAAAGCCAAAAUAGAAGAAGAUGCCCCCCUGAAUCUGUCCUUAAAAGGGCGUUCAAGGACGCACAGUAUAUGGUCGCCGGGGAGUUUGUGCGAACAAGAAAUGAAAAAUGUGGUGACGUCGAAAGCGGCGAGUGACUCCACCGUCGUAAUUAAUCCCGCGAAACUGCUGGACACCGCUGGACGGUGGAAGUGGGACCACGAGAAGGAUUUCCACGCGAAAGCCCAACACCAUACCAUUGGGCCUAGCGGGGAAAAACAAUUCACGUGUCAACAAUGUGGCAAGUCCUUCAAACGCUCUUCAACAUUAUCGACGCAUCUUCUUAUUCACUCGGACACACGACCUUAUCCUUGUCAAUACUGUGGCAAACGGUUUCAUCAAAAAUCGGACAUGAAGAAGCACACUUACAUUCACACAGGUGAAAAGCCACAUAAGUGCGUCGUAUGUUCAAAAGCCUUUAGCCAAUCAUCGAAUCUAAUUACGCACAUGCGUAAACACACCGGCUACAAGCCAUUUUCCUGUGGACUUUGCGACAAGGCCUUUCAGAGGAAAGUCGAUCUCAGAAGACAUCGGGAAUCUCAACAUCCUUCUGUGCCUGAAUCCGUUAUUAAUUCGAUUUAUAGGCCAACCGAUCUGUCUAUUACUGAAAUCGGUUUAAAUAAUAAUAAUUAAGUUGUAAUGGUAUAUUGAGAAAGUGUGUAAACAUGUUUGCUGGCUUAACAUGCUGAAUGCAAGUACAAACAUAAAUGAUAUGUGCCAUACAUAAUCAGUCCCGUGACUAUGUUGCCAUAUCUAUAAUUUGAGGGGCCAUGAUAACGAGUCCGUCCAAACGUUUCCAAAGUCUAAUUUGUUAAAAAAUUUAAAUGCGAUGUACAGGAUGGCCACUAUGGUAUUCAAACGGCUACAAAGUGGGUUAAAUUGGAAAAAAGUUGUAUAUAAAAUCGGAUUUUAUUCUUUCUAAAUUCCUUUUUUUUUGAGAAAUUUAGAGACGCCUAACAACAAUAAAAAUAUUUGUUGAUGGCUGAACUUUUUCCUUACGCUACACCUGUCCUUUUCCUUAGGCUUAAAACACAUGAUGUUAGAUGGCAAAAAUAAUGUAUUCUACGCUAUUGGAGCAUUGCUAGUGGCGCGCCCCUCACGGCGUUAAGGCCCAAAAUCUUCGCAAACAACAAAUUACAGCUACUCGUUUUUAAUAAUUUGAAACUUAUAUCCAAUAAUAUCCAACAAUAAAGGAAUAUCCAAUCCAGUCAGAACGCAGCAUAUGUCGGUUGCAACAAAAUUAAACAGGUCCUAUUUUUUAAAACUCUUAUGGAAUUUUAAUAAAGAUUUUUGUGGAUAUCUAAGUUGAAUUUAUCGAUCGAGAUUUUAAACUCCUACAAUAAAUCCAAAUAAGUAAUUAAUUUGCAGACAAUUAACAUGCUGCGUUCUCAAUUUGCUUGCUUACAAUCGAUCGAAUCAACAUUUUUUAAUAACCUUCGAUCAGACCACAGAUCUUUUAGUUAAAACGUCAACGCAUUUUUUAAUAUUAAACAAUUUUAUUAAUUUUUUGAUAAAAUAUCGCAUUAUCAACACAUCUGACUGAAUUUAUUGUGUACCAAUGCCAAUGGUGAGUAAUCAUAUCAAAAUUAUACAUCCAAUUUUUUCCAAUUUAAUCAUCUUUUAAUAUUGUCACGUGAAAAUGAUUGGCCAUCCUGCAUAUAUAUAUUUUUUAUUGUAUAAAUGUAAGAAUAAACUAUAUUGUAAAUACGAAAUGAUUCAAUCAUGCUAGUCUAAGAAAAUAAUCCACAUUAAAAAUGUAUGAAAACUGUUACCAUUUAAAAUGUAAAAAGUGCAAAUAAGUUUAUAAUAUAAAAAAAUUAUUAUAAAAUUUUAGUUAAAUUUAUGUUUUUUUUCUUGUUAGUCGCACUUUAGUUUUCCUUUUAUUUGCACUUUACGAGUUUUACUAAGGAGAAUUCCGGAUUAGUGUUAGUGGAGCCUUUUUAGUAAAACUUCAUACAGCUUAAAAACCAAAGACUUGUAAAGUAAAUUGUAGUUCUUUUUUUCUUUUUUUUUUGUAAAUAAUCGACGGCUUGUAGAAACUUUUUUCUAUUUACUGGAUUUUGGGGCCAUAUUAGUAGAAAUUAUUACGUAUUAGUUGAGUUAUUGAUUUUUACAUAUCGACACGAAAGUUGUAUUUUUGAAAUAAAACUUUUGAUGGUU